AGCUGCAGGAGUCGGUGUGGUGAGCGGUUCUCCGGAGUAGAGGAGUAGAAAGCGGCGGACUGGAGUCAGCUAGAUCAUUGCGUGUUUCUCUGCAUAUGAAUCUCUGGAUGGCUGGUUAACCGCACAGGAAGAAGAAGAAGAAAAACUCUUAAUAGUGCCUCCGGUUAUUCCGACGUGCCGCUGUGUGUCGCGGUAAAGCGGAUAUUUCUCACUUUGACUGGAGUCAGAAAGAAAAGCGGCAAGAUGAAAUACAAAAACCUGAUGGCCAAAGCGUUGUACGACAACGUGCCGGAGUCCCCCGAGGAGCUGGCCUUCCGGAAAGGGGACAUCCUGACCGUCAUUGAGCAGAACACGGGCGGCCUGGAGGGCUGGUGGCUCUGCUCCCUGCACGGCCGCCAGGGCAUCGCCCCUGGGAACCGCUUGAAGCUGCUGAUCGGACCCAUGUUCGAGGUUCAGUCGUCAGGUGCCGCCGCCGCCCCUUCUCCAUCUCAGAGCUAUCAGCAGAAGGCUAACUCGGGGUCUCAGGGCCUCUACCAGGUGCCCCCGUCCCUCCAGAGCCCACAGCAGCAGAGUCAGCAGAGCAUCUACCAGGUCCCACCGGGACAGGACGUCUACCAGGUCCCACCGAGGAGUACUCUAGCAACUGAUAACACACCAAGCAAGGUGGUGACCCCAACCAGAGUGGGACAGACCUACACUUACAGCCCAGGACAGCAUAACCAGCAGGACCUCUAUGACGUCCCACCCAUCAGAUCACAAGGGGUGUACGAUAUUCCACCUGGUCAGAUGUUCCCUGGUCAGCAAGGCGGAGCCAGAAACCAAGGAGUCUAUGAUGUUCCCCCAUCACCAAUGGACCCUAGGUCACAAGGCAUCUAUGACAUCCCUCCAACCUCUCAAGGGGUCUACUCAGUGCCUCCCUGCAGGACCAACUCUGCCCAGCAGGAGGGGAACUACGACUUCCCGCAGCCCCUCAAGAGCAAACAGGAAGGCAUCUACGACGUACCCCCACCUGUCCUCGCCAAGCCCGCCCAGAGCUCGCAGUCACAUUACGACUUCCCACCGAACGUGGAGCCUCCGGCUCAUCAGCCGCACCUGAACACCAACGGCAAUGAAGGCAUUUACGAUGUGCCACCGCCUGCCUUUCAUUCAGGGGCGGGGUCUCGCAACGACGUGUACGACAUCCCGCGGGUCAUGCAGACCUCCCAGCACAGAAGCUCGCCCGCCGACAGAGACGGCAGCAAAGGCAUCUACGACAUCCCCGCUCAGGAUGCUCGCGCAGUAGCGGACGUGACGGACGGCGUGAACCGCUUGUCGUUCUCCAGCACGGGCAGCACGCGCAGUAGCAUGUCCACCUCCUCGUCCUCCACUGGCUCCAGCUCUGAGGGCCGCCUCGCUCUGGAUGUGGACACCGCCAUCCAGAAGCUGUACCGCCUUCAGCAAGCAGUGGACAGCUCAGUCGGGAAUUUGCAUUCAAUGGCAGCUUCCCCUCACUGGAGGACUUUUCCUUUCAUGGAACGCCACGCCAACGACGUCCGCACAGUUCUGGACAGAGUCCGGGCCGGUCUGGGAGACUUCAUUGUGUUUGGCAGAGGUGCCGCGGUGAACGCUACGUCUCUGUCAGACAACAGUCUGCACAGUAAGCUUCGAAGGCAGCUGGGACGCCUGGAGGACUCACAGCAGAUCCUUCUGCAGAUCUACCAAGCUCUGGAAAACUGCAGCUGGGCGCUUAACACCCUGGCCUCGUCUGGAAGGCACCACAACAAGACCGACGACCUGGACCGCUUCGUCAUGGUCUCCAGGACUGUUCCCGACGACGCCAAGCAGCUGGCCUCCACGAUAGGCAGCAGCGCCGAGCUGCUGUUCAGGCGGACGCAUGUGGACGGAUCUUUCUCUGUGGGCAGCACGCCUGACGAGAACGUGAUCCACCCGCUCACCUCCCCCUCGUCGGACAACGACAACAACGGGGGCCAGACCAAACCUUUCCCCGUGCCCUCGAACCCAGACAAGGACAACAUGAACAAUAGCGAGAAGUGCGUGAAAAGCUGGAUGGAGGACUACGAUUAUGUACAUUUGCAGGGCAAAGAAGACUUUGAACGGCAGCAGAAGGAGCUGUUGGAGAAAGAAAACAUAAUCAAGCAGAGUCAAGUUCAGCUGGGUCAGGAACAGAUCAAUCAGUUCAAGAAGCUGGAGCAGGAAGUGAGCAAACCCGUGGAGAACGACAUCACGCAGUGGAUUUCACACCAACACUCGGCGCCGCCCUCAGACUCCUCGUCCUCCUCCACCUCCCUCUCCCCGUCCGCCCACCUGUGCGCUCGGGACCGCCAGCUGCUCAGCUUCUACUCGGAGCAGUGCGAGCAGCACUUCGUCACGCUCCUCAGCGCCGUGGACGCCUUCUUCGGCUGCGUCAGCGCCGGCCAGCCCCCCCGCAUCUUCGUGGCACACAGCAAGUUCGUGAUCCUCAGCGCCCACAAACUGGUCUUCAUCGGGGACACGCUGUCCCGGCAGGCCUCGGUGCCUGAGGUGGCAAACAGGGUGAUGAACUCGAGCAACGUGCUGUGCGACCUGUUAAAGACGGUGGUGUGCGCGACUAAAACGGCCGCCCUGAACUACCCGAACACAGCCGCCAUCCAGGAGAUGGUGGACAGAGUCACCGACCUGUCGCACCACGCUCAGCAGUUUAAAGAACAGUUGCUGCAGAUGGCUAAUUUGUGAUUUUCACCCUCAUGGCUCCUGCACAUCACUCCGUUUGUACAUCUGCCAUAAAAAUAUAUAUAUAUAUAUAUUUGCAGUAUAUGUAUGUCGCUCUCCAUCUUUAAGCCCGUUUAAGAUGUUGUAAAUAGUCUGUGUUCUGUAAAUAUUUGCUCUAUUUUUAUGUACAUUGUUCUAUAUUAUGAUAUGGACGCAUAUAUAGAUGCAGUACUGGUGCCUCUGUAGGAACAUGUGGACAUUUUUCAUAACAUUCCCAUUGCAUAUUAUGAAGCACCUUAUGAGAUGUCCUGUUAUUUCAUUUAUAACUGUAGAGUGUCGUUUCUGUGUCUUCCUGCUGGAUGUGACAGUUAAAAGUUCCUUGUAAAUCAA
Messenger RNA from Pundamilia nyererei, 3078 nucleotides. RefSeq names its product neural precursor cell expressed, developmentally down-regulated 9 (gene nedd9). Bases 244 to 2712 code for a protein of 822 amino acids. Gene Ontology annotation, cellular component: cytoplasm; plasma membrane. The record is from RefSeq and is a predicted model, not a curated record. Gene Ontology annotation, molecular function: protein binding. Lineage: Eukaryota; Metazoa; Chordata; Actinopteri; Cichliformes; Cichlidae. Gene Ontology annotation, biological process: cell surface receptor protein tyrosine kinase signaling pathway; cell migration. The transcript has 7 exons.